Messenger RNA from Electrophorus electricus (electric eel), 2364 nucleotides. It is a transcript of the gene klhl3, whose product is annotated as kelch-like family member 3. Gene Ontology annotation, molecular function: protein binding. The record is from RefSeq and is a predicted model, not a curated record. Lineage: Eukaryota; Metazoa; Chordata; Actinopteri; Gymnotiformes; Gymnotidae.
UUGGACGGUCUAGAGUGAGCGAUCAGCGAGCAGGGUGGGCUAAAACGGACUCUGACAGUCAGCAUGUAAACAUUGUCUAGGACGCCUUGAAAUAUAGAAGCCUAAUAGACCACAGCCCGACUGGAAAAACAAACCGGUCCCUGCUAUAGGAAACCGUUAUGGGCCGGCGAGGCGCAGCGGGACGAGCGAUGUAGCUAAGCUAAGCUAGUUAACCUAGCCUGGUUAUCGAGAAGACGGCCAGACUCGCCAGCGUUAGCCAUUCGGCUAGCUCGAUAGCUAGGUACUCUUCCAGGAAAUAUGGAAUUUGACGGGAGUCGAACUACAACCCCACCAGGACUUGAACUAGAGGUGGAUGGUAGAGAUGCAGGGAUGCAAACCUUCAACCAUACGCAUAUGUGGAAAGCCUUCAGCCUGAUGAACGACCUGAGGAGCAGGAAGAUUCUUUGCGAUGUGCUGCUGGUAGCUGGAGACGUGGAAAUUCCUGCCCAUAAAGUGGUGCUGGCUUCAUGCAGUCCCUACUUCUGCGCUAUGUUCACAGGAGAAAUGACUGAAAGUAAGGCCCCAUGUGUGGAGAUAAGGGACAUGGAUGGACAGACUCUCCGAAAACUGGUGGACUACAUUUAUACAGCAGAGAUUGAAGUGUCUGAGGACAGCGUUCAGGUGCUCCUGGCUGCCGCCGGCUUGCUACAGCUGAUGGAUGUGAGGCAAGCGUGCUGUGAGUUCCUGCAGAGCCAGCUCCAUCCCACCAACUGCCUGGGCAUCCGCGCCUUCGCCGACCUGCACACCUGCACGGACCUGCUGCGCCAGGCCCACGCCUACGCCGAGCAGCAUUUCUCCGAGGUCAUGCUGGGGGAGGAGUUCCUGGGUCUUUCCUUGCAGCAGGUGUGCAGUCUUAUCUCCAGUGACAAGCUGACAGUGUCCACCGAGGAGCAGGUUUUCGAGGCCAUGAUCGCGUGGAUAAAGCACGACGAGGAGGCCCGUUUAGAGCACAUGCCAAAGCUCAUGGAGCAUGUCCGACUGCCGCUCCUGUCCAGAGACUACUUGGUUCAGAUCGUAGAGGAGGAGGCUUUAAUCAAAAACAACAACACAUGUAAGGACUUUCUAAUUGAAGCCAUGAAGUACCACCUGUUACCCGCAGACCAGCGGCACCUGAUGAAGACAGACAGGACACGCCCCCGCACGCCGGUCAGCCUGCCUAAGGUAAUGAUUGUGGUGGGUGGUCAGGCUCCUAAAGCCAUCCGCAGUGUGGAGUGCUAUGACUUCCAGGAGGACCGCUGGUACCAGGUGGCCAACCUGCCUUCCAGACGCUGCCGGGCAGGUGUGGUGUUCAUGGCUGGCAAGGUUUAUGCUGUGGGAGGCUUUAACGGGUCCCUGCGCGUGAGGACUGUGGAUGUGUACGACUGCGUGCGGGACCAGUGGAGCGUCAUUCCCAGCAUGCAGGAGAGGCGCAGCACGCUGGGUGCUGCCGUUCUGGCUGAUCUGCUCUACGCCGUGGGCGGAUUCGACGGCAGCACGGGCUUGUCUUCAGUGGAGGCGUAUAACCCCAAGACUAAUGAGUGGUCGUUUGUGGCUCCCAUGAACACUAGAAGAAGCAGUGUGGGGGUAGGAGUUGUAGACGGGAAGCUCUAUGCAGUGGGGGGAUAUGAUGGGGCGUCUCGGCAGUGUCUCAGCACGGUGGAAGAGUAUAACCCUGUCAGUAACAAAUGGGGCUACGUGGCCGACAUGAGCACCAGACGCAGCGGAGCAGGAGUCGGAGUGCUGAAUGGACAGUUGUUUGCAGCCGGAGGACACGACGGUCCUCUGGUGAGGAAGAGUGUGGAGGUGUACGACCCAGCCACUAACACCUGGAGGCAGGUGUGUGACAUGAACAUGUGCAGGAGGAAUGCAGGAGUGUGUGCCAUAAACGGCCUGCUGUAUGUGAUCGGCGGCGAUGACGGCUCGUGUAACCUGUCCUCCGUGGAGUACUAUAACCCUGCUUCAGACAAAUGGAGCCUCCUCCCCACCAACAUGAGCAACGGGCGCAGCUACGCAGGGGUGUCGGUUAUCGACAAGCCAUUAUGACUAAGAGCCCUGGUGAGCAGGUUGCCACCUCCACACGAAGGGAAGGACCACGGGAGACACACUGUCAUUUAACGCUUGGGUGUGGGUGCAGGUGGGCAGAGUCGCCGUGGCCCUGUGGGCCCCGAAAAAACCCGCUCGACACACGCAGUCGCGUAGACCCACCCGCCCGCCAGAACGCCACGGCAGGCGGUCCCACUCUGAGACCUGAGGCACGUAACACCCCCCCCAAGCCAACCCAGCAGGGGACGGACCGGCGAGGGGGAACGGAACCGCAACGCUUGGAGAGCAAGUGCCAACUUCCCU